AUGAGCUUCAAGUAUUCCAUCAUUCUCCCAACUUAUAAUGAGAAGGAAAAUUUGCCUAUCUGCAUCUACUUAAUCAAUAAAUACUUGACGGAUGUGAAGUACGAGGUUGUUAUUGUGGAUGACAACAGUCCAGACGGAACUGCAGAUAUUGCUAAAAAUUUGCAAAGAGAAUAUGGAGAGGAUAAAAUAAUUUUACACCAACGUCCAGGCAAACUUGGUCUGGGAACAGCUUACGCCGCAGGCUUGAAAUAUGCUACUGGAGACUUUAUAAUUCUCAUGGAUGCCGAUCUUUCCCACCAUCCCAAAUUCAUUAAGGAAAUGAUAGCUCUGCAGAAAGAAAAUCAGUUGGAUAUUGUCACAGGAACUCGCUAUGCUUUAGGAGGAGGAGUUUCUGGUUGGAACUUCACUCGUAAGCUUAUCAGUAAAGGAGCCAACUUCUUAGCACAGUUCCUGCUCAAUCCCGGUGUUUCUGAUUUGACUGGAUCUUUCCGGCUCUAUCGUAAAGAGCAUUUAAGCAAAUUGAUUGAGCUGAGUGUUAGUAAAGGAUAUGUUUUCCAGAUGGAAAUGAUGUUCCGUGCGCGCAAAGCUGGAAUGAAAAUUGGAGAGGUUCCUAUAACGUUUGUGGAUCGUUUCUUCGGAGAAUCCAAACUAGGAAGUAACGAAAUAGUUGAUUAUGUUAAAGGCCUGCUCUACCUCUUCACGAGUGUUCACUAA
Auanema sp. JU1783 is the source of this 714-nucleotide messenger RNA. The record is from the annotation of a GenBank genome assembly. NCBI's taxonomy places the organism in Eukaryota, Metazoa, Nematoda, Chromadorea, Rhabditida, Rhabditidae.